Molecule: messenger RNA, 861 nt
Organism: Ectocarpus sp. CCAP 1310/34
Lineage: Eukaryota; Phaeophyceae; Ectocarpales; Ectocarpaceae
Source: the annotation of a GenBank genome assembly
AUGCAGAUGGUGGUAGCGGUGGCGAUGAUGGUGGUAGUGGCGGUGGUGAUGGUAGUAACGAAGAUUGUGUUGGGCCGGAUGAUGGCUUCGAUUCUUCUUAUGAAUGCGUCGGUGCCGCCGCCGUCUCUUGGCCGCGUACAGUGGCACCGGAACAGGAGACCCUGGGGGCGGGGGCGUAUCGCCGAGGCGUGCUGGCAAUGCCCGAUCUGCCAAGGCGUCGCCCGCCGAGGACGGGGCGGGGGCCCGAGACGUAUCGGUGGCGCCACCACCUCGGGCCCUGAGAGUGGCUCUAAGGCCCUCCAAUGGGCGAAGAUAGUCAGCGCGAAAAAUGCUGCAAGCAGCGCUGAACAGUCGGCAUUGGUCUCCCGUCCUCCGAGACGGCAUCGUAAUGACCGGGCAGGUAGCAGAAACUGUGUUACGGAAAAACCUGGGGUCAGGGGCGCGAACUGCAACCGAGAACCCCGCGAUACGAGCGGCAAUGUAUGUCGCGGCCGAAUUGGGGCUUGUCGUGGACGCGGCAACAGUAAGAGUGCCGCGGGAGGUAGGAGGGGGGGUGAAGCAGAGAGCCUCGAGAGGGGGGAAACCCAACGCGGGCCAGGAACGUCUGCUACCAGGAACAGCGAGGUGAAAGAGCCAAGUGGGACAACGUCUAUUGUGGGUGAUGACAGCUACUCGGGCAAUUCUUUCGCUACUGACGAUGAUACCGAGAACAUAUGCCUCGAAGACGGAGAAGAAGGCCCCGAAAGCAGAGCUUCGAGAACCGAAGAGCUCCGGGUCAGCGGUAUCCGAACCGAAGACGACGACGCGACGGUCGGAGCCAUCCCAAGCACGGUUGUCGAGACGGGACGAAGUAUUGAUUAG